This is a messenger RNA of Saccostrea cuccullata (small rock oyster), 1480 nucleotides long. RefSeq lists its product as uncharacterized. NCBI's taxonomy places the organism in Eukaryota, Metazoa, Mollusca, Bivalvia, Ostreida, Ostreidae. The record is from RefSeq and is a predicted model, not a curated record. The transcript has 4 exons. Bases 146 to 475 code for a protein of 109 amino acids.
CACAUGUCAUUUCUCCAGGGCAUUUGUAUUUGCAUUUAAAAUAAUUUAAAUUAUUGGUUGAAAUUGGAGCUGGCGUUGACAGUGAUAUUUAGUAUUGGUGUUUAAUCUUUGCAACUUUUAAAUAUUUUGAAGGAAAAUUUGUAAGAUGAGAGUGGAUAAAUCGCAGUUGUUGGGAUAUACUAGGAGAAAAAAGCAAAACGGGAAAGUAUUGGAAAGCAAAAUCUUUGAAAAGGCAUUCAAACAAAUCAGAGGAAAUCUUCAAAACGCUGGCUGUGUAAAUGUGAAUCAGGAUGUUCUGCAUGUACUUACUCUAUGGGUUGAUUAUAUCAGGGAACUUAAAAUUGAAAACUCGAGAAUAGAGACAAUAAUCAAAAAUUAUUCUCGGAUAGACAACAUCUUUCAAAACAUGAAUAAACGAAUAGAGAUGCUAGAGAUGCAAUGGAAAGAGGAUGAAUCCACAGGAGAAAGCAUCUAGAUGAUCGUGUUUCUCUUGAGAAAGCUUGAUUUUUCAUUUAUUGCACAUGAAUGAAUAUUUCAACUGAAAUAUGACUAAAUACUAGACUAUGUGUCAAGUUUAAAGCAAAAAUCAGAAUUGUUAACAAAGUAAUCAUAUCACCUCAAGUAAAAUAUCUUUCAUUUAGAGCAAUUGAUAUACUGAAUCAAAGAACACUGACACUUCAAACCGUUUUUUUCAAAUUUGUUGAAUUUACAAAGGUAUUACUAUUUUGUUACGUAUAAAUGACAAUUUCUAAAGUGUACAAUUUUCUUUCAUAUGGAUUUACUAGAUACAUGUACAUGUAAUGGUCUGAUUUUAGACCGAAGAAGAUUAUUCAUGAUUUCCAUAUUCAUUCAUCAUUCUAUGCUCAUUGUUUUGAACAUGGAUGGAUUUUAAUAUAUGAAAUUGUCAAAUCGUCAAUACUCUAGGAAACAAGAGCAAAUUAUCAUAAGCCAAAUUAAAUCCUAAAAAAAGUUCUGGCUUCAACAAAUUGUUUCUAAGAACACUCUUUUUUCGAAAGUUAUUGCCGCUUAUUGUUAUCAUUGCAUUUGGUGUUUUAUCUUUAACAAAUCGCUAGAAAGAGCACCCGCAUCUUUGCUAGCCAAGGGUUUCCGAUAUAAAAUCUACUGUAGAGUAGAUUUCGGAUCGGAAAUCCUUGGCUAGCGAAGACGGAGCAACCGCUAAAUAAUGUUGUUAAUGUUUCGCCCGCUUGGCGCAUUGAUUAGAGCGUCUCCUCUAGAGUCGCAAAGUAUGGAGUCAAUCCUGAAGUCGCGGGUUCGAAUCCCACUAUUGGACGUGGAGACUAGUCCUUUGGAUGAGACUGUAAAAUCCAAGGUCACGUGUUGUACAAGGUGUUAGAAUGAGAAAGAUCCCGCACGGCAUAACAAACCUGAGCGUUGAACAUUUGUUAAAAAGUUGCAGCUCUCAAUUAGCAAGUGGUGGCGUCCCCAUAUUAGUAAAAAAAAAUCUCGAGAGGGACUUUUA